CCCCCCCGGGGCCGGGCGCUGCGGGCGGCGGCGGCGGCGGGGGGCUGCGGGCCGGGGCUCGCCGCGCCCCUCCGGCCCCCCGGGAGCCGGGGGGAGGCUGCGGGGAGGCCCCCGAUGGGUGGUUCUCUGCGGGAAGCGCUGCCCCGUGGCCUCUUGGUAGCCGCGAGCCCCGGGGCGAGCACCUCGUCGCGGUGAAGGGUCGCGGCUCCUCGCCAUGGACACUCUGAAAACCACCUACAUCGUGCUGGAGCUCAUCAUCGCCGUGCUGUCCAUCGCCGGCAACGUGCUCGUGUGCUGGGCCGUGGCCAUCAACAGCACGUUGAAGAACGCCACCAACUAUUUCCUGGUGUCGCUGGCCGUGGCCGAUAUCGCCGUGGGCUUGCUGGCCAUCCCCUUCGCCAUCACCAUCAGCAUCGGCUUCCAGGUGGAUUUUCACAGCUGCCUCUUCUUCGCCUGCUUCGUGCUGGUGCUGACCCAAAGCUCCAUCUUCAGCUUGCUGGCGGUGGCCAUCGACAGAUACCUGGCCAUCAAGAUCCCGCUGAGGUAUAACAGUCUGGUGACUGGGAAGAGGGCAAGAGGCCUCAUCGCUGUGCUGUGGCUCCUGUCCUUCGCAAUCGGGCUGACUCCGCUUAUGGGCUGGAAUAAAGCCAUGAGCGGUUGUCCCAACUCCACCAACGAGACGGGGCCUGACUCCGGGGCAGAACACCAUGGCUGCUUCAUCUCGUGCCUCUUUGAGAACGUGGUGACUAUGAGCUACAUGGUGUACUUCAACUUCUUUGGCUGCGUGCUGCUUCCACUCGUCAUCAUGCUGGGAAUCUACAUUAAGAUAUUUAUUGUUGCCUGCAAACAGCUGCAUCAGAUCGAGCUGAUGGGCAACUCCCGGACCACACUGCAGAAGGAGGUCCACGCAGCCAAGUCUCUGGCCAUCAUUGUGGGACUUUUUGCCUUCUGUUGGCUGCCCCUGCAUAUCUUGAACUGCAUCACUCACUUCCAUGAGGAGUUCUCCAAAUCCAAGCCCGAGUGGGUGAUGUACAUGGCCAUCAUCCUCUCGCAUGCCAACUCUGUCAUCAACCCCAUCAUCUAUGCCUACAGGAUCAGGGACUUCCGCUACACCUUCCGCAAAAUCAUUUCCAAGAUCCUCUGUAAGACGGACGACUUCCCCAAGUGCACCACUGACAACAAGCAGCACCUGACUGUCACCAACGCUAACACUCCAGCAGCCCCUGGGACCCUCUGACCUUGCACAGCCUGCUCCCGGGGCGUUGCAGCCUGUCCCCAACACUACUCCUCCCUGUGCCUAUGUGACAGUUACAGCCAGCUCCUCCGGGAGUGCUCACAAAUGACCACUAUGCAGUUACGCAGCUGUAUUUUUUUAUUUUUGUAAUUAACAUAGUGCCUCCUAGAGGGAUAACCUGACUGGGGAGACUGAGUGCAGUUCACCCUCCACUGUAAAGCCAGGUUGCGUGAGCGCUGCUGAUCGCGUUGUACUUCCUUUCCAGGUCAGACACUGACUGUGGAGGACCCACCUGCUGGGGGUGUUUCCCCGAUUGUGCUGCUCAUGUCAAGUCCUCGGAUUUUUAUUUUAAUUAUUUUUAUUAUUUUUUAAUCUCUUUAUUGUUAUAGGAGUAAUAAUGUUGUGUUUUGGGGUUGUUCAUACUUGACAGCACUUUGGUAAUACCCUAAUUAUUCCAUCAAUUGUUUGAUGCAGCUAGUAUUCUCCGAUGGGAAAAAGUCUUUCUUAGCCCAGUUGCUGGUGUGAAACUGAAUCCGUGUUCCAGGCUCUGAGAGAUGCGGCUGUGCUGAUGGGGAAACAAGAUCAGACCUGGCCAUGUAUUCCGGUCCCAUUAUCGAAGCACUACUUACUAAAAGAGAAAACUUUAGAAAAAGGGUUGACUGAAGCUGUAGAACAGCACUUUUAUUGCCUUUAAAUGACUUUGUUCUACAAGACAUACUAGCUUGUGCAGCCCAACGCUUCAGGUUUUAUUUCAAAUCUGUUUCCUGCUAUCAAAAUGCAGAAGGCAGAUGUGCCCUGGCCGUCAUGGUCCAAACUCUCCAAGAGCUGUGGCAACACUCCCCCCCAACCCCCCCCUUUAUAUUUUUUUUUUUUGCUUCCACAUCAAAACUUGACAGACUUGCAGUGUUUCAGAAGCGCAGGUUUUAGCUGUGAUAGCUGGGUACUGCGGCUCGCCUGAUUCCUAAAAGCCCCAGAAGCUGUGAGUGCUCUAAUUGUCAUUUUUCAUUUUUUUAUUUUUUAAUCUUGACCUGCAUCAGUAGCAGAAGAGACUGGAAGGGAACUAACUUGCUUGAGAGAAUGCUUUGACUCGCGGCCUGGUGUUGGCCAGGCUCUGUGGGGCCGGAGCUGGCCUGGCACUGCGGGGCCCUGACGCUGCAGCCAGCCGCAGAGCCCCGGCCUGCCAGAGCGCGAGGCCCUCAGCAGCAGAGCGGUCUUAGUCUGGGCUGGAAGUUAAUAACGCUGCAGCCACAGCUCAGUAAUUACUGCAGCUGAUUUAAUAUGUAACUGUGGUACACAAAGCUACACAAAGGUGGGAAGAAGAGCGCCGUAUUUUCUAAAGUACCAGCGCCACGUCUCCAGAUUGCUGCCAGCAACCCGGUGUUUCUGGGAGGCCUUUUAUUUAGCGGGGCAUUUCCAUUCCACAACAGAGGAAUGGGGUGAGGAAAGGAGUCAGAAAUCACCAAACAGGAGCUGGAGUUUUCAGUGGUAACCCAGAACACCAGCCUUCCUCAGCCAUGCAGGGAGCCAGAGGUGGGGAGCAGCCCUUUCAGAGCCAGGUGACAGGGAAGGAAAUUUAAACACAUCCAGUUCCUGAAGAACAGGCCCAGUGGACGGACUGUGAUGCCUGGAGCAGUUUGUCCCUGAUAAACUGUACUUGAAUCAUACAGAAAGUGGCUAUUUUUUCAACUGUGUUGCACUAGAAGGAGGGAGGGGGCAAUAUAAGACCCAAGUUCCAUUUCUCUGGCAUACAUGGAUGACAAAUACCGCCUCAAAUCAGCUGAAAAGCAGCUCUGAAAAUCUGAUCUGAAGAAAUCCUGCUCCUGCAGCAUCUGCAGUGACAGCUGCGUGACCUGCAGGCUGCAGGUAUGCCCUAGGGCCCACCACGCACACAGGUUGCUGGAAGUGGUGGGUUUCACUACCGUGUGCAGCAGCUGAGCCGUUAUAGCCAGACCCAGGCCUUGGUGAAGCACCGGUGAGCUCCGGUGGGGUUAGAAGCUCUGGUGGGGUUAGCACAUGCUUAGGCAAUGCCCAAGUUCAGCCACAGCUCGGUAUCGCAGAUCCUGGCACUUCCAAGAUGAAUCUGAACAAAGUUACUGUCCAGAGGGUUUCUCCUUUAACAUCCCCACUCAGCUUUGCUGCAUCUGCCUUGGUCAUGGUCCAGCUAACACAUGUAGCCGCCUCCCACCAUUUAGGCAGGGUUUGGCUCUCCUUUCAUUCCUUCCCUUCUGUAUUAUCUUUGGCCAUGUUCCUUCUGUUAAUCGUGGCUGGAAACAAGCAGGGUUUCACCUGCAGGUCUGGCAGUGUUGCAAAGUGGUUGCAAGCCACAUUUAUCCUUACAACAAAGAACGCAAUCCCUCGCCUCCUGCUCGCCGAAAAUGAACCGAACUCUGGACAGCUCAGAACAGACUGAAGUGCACAGCACCGCCACACAAAGAGCUGGUCCCAGAGCACUCACCUGUGUGUGACAGCACUGCAGAGCAGCAUCCACUACUGCUACCUUCCAUAUGCCUCUCAUGAGCCAGAAUUCCUCUAUACAGACAAGGCAUUUCCUUUGUGUGAACGUGCCAUCAGAUCGUUAGCCGGUAACUAUGACCUGGGUCACCGUGGCAUUUAGGCACAUUAAGUGCCUUCGUGGAUCUGAGCCAAAGUCAUUUCAAGGCAAAAUAAAACUAGGACACCCUCUCACCCCUCCUCAAAAAAAAGCUCUGAAAGUUUCUAUAAAAAUGUGAAGUGAAAAUGGCAGAGGAACUUUCUGUAGAGUGCAGCUGGGGAUGUUCAGCUGUCACUCAUUACUGCUCUGAUGUACAUAGGAUGGAUGUGUUUUCCUCAUGUUGCUCAGAUUUUGUAUUAACUUUUUGUUAUUUACGUACAAAAUGCUUAAUUUACCACCUACACAACCUG
Molecule: messenger RNA, 4135 nt
Organism: Cygnus olor (mute swan)
Lineage: Eukaryota; Metazoa; Chordata; Aves; Anseriformes; Anatidae
Gene: ADORA2B
Product: adenosine A2b receptor
Exons: 2
Coding region: 215-1237 (340 amino acids)
Biological process (GO): G protein-coupled adenosine receptor signaling pathway; adenylate cyclase-activating G protein-coupled receptor signaling pathway; vasodilation
Cellular component (GO): membrane
Molecular function (GO): G protein-coupled adenosine receptor activity
Source: RefSeq, a predicted model, not a curated record